AUGUCGCGUGGCCUCACCUCGACGCAGGUCAUCGAGCUCGGCGACUACCUCAAGCCUGACUUCGACCCAUCGACCCUCACUAUCUCACAGUUGCGCGGCGUACUCAGCUUCCACAACAUUAGCUUCCCCUCAAGCCAAGCCAAGGCCAAACUCGUGCAGGUCUUCAACGAAGAAGAGCGCAUCAAGCGCGAGAACAGCGGCGCCAGCGACGACGGUAUCACCGACGGUGUCACUGGCAAGCCCAUUAGCAAACAGGGCAUUAUGCGGCGCUCUUCGCGCCUUUCCAAGACUCCCGCGCCGGAAGAAAUUCCUCCUCCUGACGCUGCAACCACACAGUCAAAGCGACGUCGUGCAACAGCAGAACCCUCCUUGGGAGGGCCGUCUCGUCGUCGCCCUUCGUCUAGACACCCGCAACCGACGGUGGUUGAGGAGAGCGAGCCGGAGGAUGAGCCUGUUGUCCGCAAGGUCGGACGACCUGCAAAGACUACUGAUGUCGCUGGAACCCAUGCACGCCGUAUCUCCGGUCCUCUCAUUGACGACCCGGAAUCGGGCUGGGAGGACAACAACGUCUUCCAAGACUCAUCUCCAUUGCGUCCAUCACCAGUUCGUCCUCGCGCGCGCAAGUCUUCUGCGUCUGGCCGACCUGCGCCCAAGUCUCGCAAGUCCAUGUCUGCACCUCCGGACUCGCUCUCGUCUACGAUGGAGAAGGAAGGGGGCAAGCCACGCACUCGCCGCUCGUCCGUAAGGCCUCCCGAGAGCUUGUUUGAACCCGUGCUACCUGCCGCAAUCACGGCACCGCGUCAGCCGUCCAUCGUACGCGACCUACCCGAUGAACGGGAGGAGUCGCCAUUCAUCCACGAGAGUCCACGAUCCGAUGUCAAGUACGAAGACGGACAUCAAGACGACGCUUACCCGGACGAUGAAAUGCAUGGAGAGCCACAGGAAGAGGUUGAAGAAGACGAGGAGCUAGACACUCCAGAAGCGGAGAAUGUGAAAGCCGUAGCCCGACGUAUUGCCGAUGGCGGCCCCGUCGUCAAGGCGGGUACUGCGCAAGAAGUUUCCCGCAGCGGCUGGAAAAUGGGCGCCAUGGCGUUCUCCUCGAUAGCGAUUUUUGUCGUGAACCUCCUCGCGCUUACUGCAACUUGGGAGUACAAGGGAGAGUCUGCGAGGAUUGGUUUCUGCGAUGCGGCACCCACACCAACGCCGUCCUCGAGGUCGCUGUCAUCGAAGCUUGCCCCCCCCUCCCUACUCCCUCCACCGGACGAAUGCAUACCGUGCCCUGCACACGGUACCUGUGCCCCCUCCUCUAUCACUUGUGAACCUGGCUACAUUCUUCACCCCCACCCUCUCCUUGGGUUCCUUCGGGUUCCAACAGUGCUGCAAGAGACACCUCAAGGUGCCCUUCACAAGUAUGAGCGGUUAAUCCCAUCAUUCACCAAGGAGCAGCUCCCGAACCUGCCCUACGCCAUUCUCUCGUACAUCUUCGACGGCAUGCCGUACGUUGGUUCUGUCGCCUUCCCGCCGCACUGCACGGAAGACCCUCGUCGUUUGCGUCACAUCGGCGUCCUUGGCAAGUCUCUCAACUCGCUGCUCGCCUACGAGCGAGGCCGCAGGGUCUGUGAAGGCGUUGGCAUCGGCAAGACCCCGGGUGACGACGCAACGGAGGCUCGUCUCUGGGGUUUCGAACUCGAACGGCUCAAGGAUGACAUCAAACAAAAGACUGCACCUCAGCUCCUCGGCACUCUGGAUACUACCUUCAAUGAGGCCGUCCAAGAACUCCUGCAGACGGGCAGAGUCUCAUGGAAGGCAGAGAUGAGCUGGCCUUGCAAGGUCAAAGUACAGAUGCGUACUGCAUGGUACGAGUGGCAAGCCACUGUGAUCGGCACCGCAACCGCUAUCGCAGCCGCCAUUCUCUUCCGAGGGCGACAAGCCCGGAGAGCGAUCGAGGCAGAUAAGGUCGCGGAACUAGUGGACUCUGCGCUUGGCUUGUUGCGCAAUCAGGAGUUCGCGCACCAUACAGACCCCGUAACGGCUCCCAAGCCGUAUCUGUCCUCCAUCCAACUUCGCGACCUCGUCCUCCAGGACAUCCGCAGUCUGAAGGAGCGGAACCGGUUGUGGUCGAAAGUGGAACGGGUUGUCGAAGCGAACACCAACAUCCGCACCAACCAGGAAGAGGUCGAGGGCGGCGACGAGCAGCGCGUCUGGCAGUGGGUGGGUGCUUUUGGAAAGACCCUUCCGCCAGCGACCCCCGGAUUUGGGGAGCGGAUCGUCGCGUAG
Messenger RNA from Epithele typhae, 2277 nucleotides. Its product is annotated as Man1-Src1p-C-terminal domain-containing protein. The transcript has 9 exons. Lineage: Eukaryota; Fungi; Basidiomycota; Agaricomycetes; Polyporales; Epitheliaceae. Gene Ontology annotation, cellular component: nuclear inner membrane. The record is from RefSeq and is a predicted model, not a curated record. Gene Ontology annotation, molecular function: chromatin binding. Bases 1 to 2277 code for a protein of 758 amino acids.